Molecule: messenger RNA, 1270 nt
Organism: Oryza sativa Japonica Group (Japanese rice)
Lineage: Eukaryota; Viridiplantae; Streptophyta; Magnoliopsida; Poales; Poaceae
Product: probable WRKY transcription factor 72
Biological process (GO): regulation of DNA-templated transcription
Molecular function (GO): sequence-specific DNA binding; DNA-binding transcription factor activity
Source: RefSeq, a predicted model, not a curated record
AACACGUAUACUAGCUAGCUAGAAAUUCAAACCAAAAUAAGUACUAUUAUCAGAAAUAUUCCAGCCAAAUUUAAAGCUAGCAAAUCAAGCAGCUACAGCUAGAGAAAUCGAUUGAUAUCGAUCUCCAUUAUUAUCCAACGACGACACGACGACGCAGCGGCGGCGAUCGAUCGAUGGAGGAGGCCUACUGCAUGAUGAUGGUGGGGAGGGAGAGGGAGCUCGUGGCUGAGCUGCGUCACCUCCUCUUCCCUUCUCCGUCUCCGACCACCCCCGCGAGCCACUCUACUACUGCGCUCACCGGCGACGACGAGUGCUUGCCGCCAGGGCUGACAACGACGACGACGGUGUCCGGUGGUGGAGGACGGCGGCGGGGGAGGAAGAGAGUCCGCCGCGACAAUGAUAAUCUCAAGCUGCUUCAGGCAGAUGAUGAUCAGGAGGUCCUAGCAGCAGCUGUUCAUGGCGAUGCAAAUGCCAAGCCUCUUCCUAAUUUCACCAAAACAAGCAGGAGGAAGCUGCAGACGACAACAUCAACGAUGGUAACGACGGUGCCAGAUUUCGAUGGGUAUCAAUGGAGGAAGUAUGGUCAGAAGCAAAUUGAAGGUGCCAUGUACCCCAGGAGCUACUACCGGUGCACCAACAGCACAAACCAGGGCUGCCUCGCCAAAAAGACGGUGCAGCGCAAUGGCGGCGGCGGAGCAGCAGGGUACACGGUGGCCUACAUCUCAGAGCAUACUUGCAAGUCCAUCGAACCAUCGCUGCCUCCGGUCAUCCUCGACACCACCGUCCGUGCUACCAACAACCACCACCCGCCUGCAGCCUCUUCUUCUUGUGCUGCUCAAUCACCGGCGGCGGCGGCGACAUCGUCGUCGUCGGAUAUGAUGAUGACGAGUACUAGCAGUACUAGUAGCGAGACUGGUAAUUGGAGCGGUCAGCACGGCGCCUACGCGUGCCGUCGACAGAUGAUCGCCGCCGAUGAAGAGUACUGCUGCUGGGACACUCCGGCGACGACGACCACCUCUGGUUCUGAUGGUGGUAACAGUAGUACUUGUGCCGAUCAGGUGAUAGACUUGAUGAGCGGGCCCAUCAGGUCGCCGCUGCACAUCGCGGCGGACGGGAAUUGGGUGGACGAUUUGCUUCUUGUUGGUGAUGGGCUUAUCGACAUAUCCAGCGCUAACAUCACCCAUUUGUUCAGUUUCUAGAUACACUCAUACACAUCUCUGCUAUAUGUAUCAGAUGUUACUUAUGAAUUUUGCAUGAUGGUGCUGAGAUU